GCUGCCACGUCUGAUGCGACGAGCGAGCCUCUCUCUGCAAACCGGGAGUACUUAUUUGUGUGAGCUAGAGCGGUUAUGCGGUGUCCGCGCCGCUAGCUUUCCAACACGGGUUCUAUUGUGGACUUUAACGUUCCAGAGGAAGAAGUUUUACAGGAGAGCGAGAUGUUCUACGAGGGCGGCGCAGUGGCUGCACGGCCGUGGUGUGGGAGCCCGUAGCGUAGAGCAGCUCUCUCUGCGGCAGCAGCCACUGAGUGUGUGUCUGUGUGAGCAGAUCUCUGCUUGGGUUUGAAGCUGGUGUGAGGAGAAACUGGACUAGGUGGUAUUGCGGGUCAUGCCGGGGGGUCGGAGGGGACCGACUAGACAGCAGCUGAGCCGCUCCGGUUUGCCGACGUUACAGACAUUGGUCGGGAGCAGCUGUAGCAACGGCAUGGGGGUCCGUGCCAGGGGCAGUAAUACUGUGGGUCUGUCUCCAGUCCCCCUCACAAACCUCGUUACCCCGGAGCCUGUCCGCCAUUCACGCAUCCCCAGCAUCCCUCUGGAGAACACUGUCGUCUUUGAGUUCCUACUCUUCCUCUACCUGCUGGUGGCGCUAUUUGUGCAGUACCUCAACAUUUAUAGGACUGUCUGGUGGUAUCCCUACAGCAACCCUACUGCCUCCACCUCGUUGAAUUUUGAUCUAAUGGACCAUGACUUGGCCAUCUUCAUCACCGUCAUGCUGGCAAGGAGACUAGUGUGGACAAUUGUUUCUAAGCAGACCUCCCAGGUGAGUGUCACCUCCCUGCUCCAGUACAUGAUCCUGAUGUCCUCCCAGCUGGUCCUGCUCAUGUUGUGCGGGUGGGUUCUGUGCUGGACGCUGAUCAGGCUCUUCAGGAACCACUCGGUGCUCAGCUUGCUCUUCUUGGGUUACCCGUUUGGGGUGUAUUUUCCACUUUGCUGUUUCCACAAUGACAGUCGCUCGCAGACCAUCCCUGCCGACUGCACCUGCCUCGAUCAGGAGACAGAUGGGCCACCAGGUCGACCCAGGGACCUUCUGACACUGCUGCGGGAGAACCUGCGUGAACAUUUCACCAGCCACACCUCCUUGCCAGCCCACACCUGCCCUAUCUCGCCCGAGCACAUUCGCAGUGAAGUGGAGGGGCUCAAGAUGGAUUUUAACCGGCGCAUUAAGGAAGUGCUCUUCAACUCACUCUUCAGUGCUUACUACGUAGCCUUCCUGCCCCUCUGCUUUGUUAAAACGACACAGUACUACGACAUGCGCUGGUCAUGCGAGCACCUCAUUGUGGUGUGGAUCAAUGCCUUUGUGAUGUUGAUGACCCAACUUUUACCCCCAAAUUACUGUGACCAGCUGCACCGCUCUGCUGCCCACUUGGGCAGAUGGCAAAGGCUGGAACAUGGAUCAUACAGCAAUGCCCCACAGCACCUCUGGUCAGAAAGCACCAUCUGGCCCCAGGGGGUGCUGGUGCGGCACAGCCGCAGCCUCUACAAGGCAGUGGGGCCUUACAAUGUGGCGCUGCCUUCGGACGUCUCGCACGCCAGAUUUUAUUUGUUGUUCCACAAGCCAUUGCGGAUCCUGAACCUGUUGAUUGGGAUCGAGUCCAGUGUGGUCCUGUACCAGUUGUACUCGCUGCUGCGCUCAGAGCGCUGGAACCACACACUGUCACUUGGCCUCCUCCUCUUCUGCAACUACUAUGUGGUGUUCAGACUGCUACGGGAUCGCAUUGUGCUGGGCAAGGCCUACUCUGUGUCCCUGAGCAACGGCAACCUGGGCCUCAAGUCCCAGUAGUUGCUGGGCAAGGGGCACUUGGGCAAAGCCUGCUUCUCCCACUGGCUUUUUCAAAAAAAAAAAAAAAAACUGUGAAGGGAGUUAGCAGUGAAUUCAGAGAUAUUUUCAUAGUUUUAUUUUUCAUGCAGUCUUUAUUCUUUAUAUCUAUUUAAGAAAAAAAAAAGUAUAUUUUGUAUGCUGUUCCAGAGUGCCUGUACUUUUUGCACA
This is a messenger RNA of Scleropages formosus (Asian bonytongue), 1990 nucleotides long. Its product is annotated as transmembrane protein 39A-like. Gene Ontology annotation, cellular component: endoplasmic reticulum membrane. Lineage: Eukaryota; Metazoa; Chordata; Actinopteri; Osteoglossiformes; Osteoglossidae. Bases 332 to 1783 code for a protein of 483 amino acids. The record is from RefSeq and is a predicted model, not a curated record. Gene Ontology annotation, biological process: negative regulation of autophagosome assembly; negative regulation of autophagosome maturation. The transcript has 9 exons.